Haliotis rubra (blacklip abalone) is the source of this 2702-nucleotide messenger RNA. RefSeq names its product solute carrier family 13 member 5-like. Gene Ontology annotation, biological process: monoatomic anion transmembrane transport. Gene Ontology annotation, cellular component: membrane. Bases 1 to 1956 code for a protein of 651 amino acids. Gene Ontology annotation, molecular function: transmembrane transporter activity. Lineage: Eukaryota; Metazoa; Mollusca; Gastropoda; Lepetellida; Haliotidae. The transcript has 15 exons. The record is from RefSeq and is a predicted model, not a curated record.
AUGGCGAGGGAUGAGUACACCAUUGAGACAGAAAGUGCAUCUCCGGCUCGCACAGGGAGCAUACCACGUGACUUAUGGGCAACAAAGAGAACGUUACUGGUCAUCGUUUUACCACUGGUGCUUCUACCGCUACCAAUACUUUCAGACGCAACGGAGACAAAAUGUGCGUACGGCCUUGCUGUAAUGGCGGUGUUCUGGAUCACGGAGAGCCUCCCCCUGGCGGUGACCGCUCUUCUCCCAAUGGUUGUCUUCCCUUUGUUCGGGGUCAUGAAGGCGACUGACGUAGCGAGGAACUACAUCCAGGAGACGACCAUGUUUGGUUUCGGCGGCCUGACAAUCGCCAUUGCCGUGGAGAACUGCAGACUGCACAAAAGGAUUGCCCUGAAGACACUCACCCUGGUCGGCGCCCAACCAAGGUGGUUGAUGCUGGGGUUCAUGGUGCCCACGUGGUUCCUAUCCAUGUGGAUCAGCAACACCGCAACUACCGCCAUGAUGAUCCCCAUCGUCAGCGCCGUCAUCGACGAACUCCGACAGAUUAAUCAGCGAUCAAGAGACGGCCAAGUGGGCAAUGGCAUCGAGAUGGAGCAAGGGAUGACCAACGGUGGCUACCUAGGGGAUCAAGUGGGCACAAGCUUUAAUGAUGAAGCCGGAGCAGAAACAAUUCCGGAAGAAACCUGUUGCAGGAAAGCCAACACCACUCAAAUGAAUGUUCCAAAAAACCCUCCGAUGCCAUUCGACCCCACCGACCGCAGCCACGACUCCCCCGAAUUCACCAGACUGUGUAAAGGCUUCUGUCUCUGCGUCGCCUACGCUGCCAACGUGGGCGGUACCGGGUCGCUGUCGGGAUCGGGACCCAACCUCGUCAUGCAGGGCCAGGCGGAGAUACUUUUCGGGAAAUACGGUCUUGAUUCUGGCGUGAACUUCCUUACAUGGAUGAUAUUUGCCUUGCCGGGGUCGGUGAUCUGUGUGACGCUGGCGUGGAUGUGGCUACAGACGUUGUUCCUGGGGAAGACGUCUCUGUUGUGCUGUAUUUCAACAUCUCGAGGCCAGGAGAAAGUUACAACCGUCAUUAAAGAGGAAUAUGAAAAAAACUCGGCAAAAUGUCCAACAACACGUGUUAUUAGGGCAGUGUCCACGCCCGUCAACGUAAUGACCUGGAGCCGGCGUCUGAGUCCCGAAAUGGGAUUCAACAUGAUCAAUUUUGCUGAAGUCGGUGUCCUCGUCCACUUCAUCACCCUGGUGUUGGCGUGGCUGACAAGGAACAUCCCCUAUGUCGGGGGCUGGGGACAGUUCCUCCCCACGGGGUUUGUUGGCGACUCAAUGGCUGCCAUAUUGAUCUGCGUCAGUCUGUUCGUCUUUCCGUCCAUACGUCCGUCGGUUUUCUGUUGGCGGAAAUCAGGUAAUGUAAUGUCACGUUCCGUGCCCCCACUCCUCACGUGGGACGUCCUACAGAACAAGUUCCCCUGGGGAGUGCUUCUGCUCAUCGGGGGUGGGUAUGCUCUCGCUGAUGCCUGUGAGAAAUCAGGGCUGUCUCAGUGGAUCGGCAACCAGCUGGCGGUGUUCAGUUUCAUGGAUCCCAGCGUCAUGAACCUGGUGUUGACAUUGUUGGUGGCAGCGGCUACCGAGGUGACCAGCAACUCCGCAACAGCAUCAUUGUUGCUGCCCAUUAUGGGAAAUCUGGCAAUCACCCUGAACAUGAAUCCAUUGUUCCUGAUGUUCCCGUGUGUCAUCGCAACCUCAUUCGCCUUCAUGUUGCCCGUGGCAACGCCGCCGAACGCCAUUGUGUUUGCUAAUGGUUACAUCAAAGUUGCCGAUAUGGCUAUAGCGGGUCUUGGUAUGAACGUGGUGUGUGUGCUGGUGCUGGCCCUGGCAACCAACACGUGGGGCGACGCCUACUUUGAUCUGUUCACACUCCCGCCGGGCUUUCCUUUGAAUUCUACUGGAGCUGUCCUCUAAUACUGUGGUGUGUAAGCUGUCCUCUAACACUGUGGGCAUGUGCGAGCGCCAGAUGCAUGUGCAGAUCAGAACUCCUUGCAACACCAAUGGUCCUCAGUUGCAGACCUAAGAUUGGCUAGAAGAGUCUGAUCGAGAUUGCACAGAGACAGAUGUAGACACACAUCAUACAGAACACACACACUCAAACUCACACACACACACACACACACACACUAACACACUAACACACUAAGACACACUAACAAACCAACACAAGGGGGCCUCAAAUCCUCCGCUCGAUCUUAGUGCUGAAGCUGCCCUGACACUGCUUCCAUCGGUCCAGAGUGGUCGUCCGGUCAUCCUGCCUUCAGCAUCAAUAGACACAUAUUCAGCAAUAUCCAGAUAUUAAUAUAGUUAUUCCUGGCUGAUAUGGUGCUUGUUAUAUCACUCUUGUGGCCAGACACAAUUAAACCAGCAGAAUAAAUUGUAUAUCAACAAGUUAUUGUAAACUUAUAUAUGUAUAAGUCCAGAUCGCGUUAGUCAUAGUCACGUCAUGACGUAUAUAUCGUGUUACGGCAUAUAUAGCAUGCAUGGUAUAUAUACGCAUACAAUGCAUAUAUAUAUGCCGUAACACGAUCUGGAUCAUGUGUGGUAUAGUUAUGUUUGCAUUUCUCACAGCAUGUAACCAUGGAUACAAUAAUAUGUUCAAUUCUUAUUCACUGUUCACUUAAGGCCAGGAGGUUCCAGUAAUAAAUUCAAGCUUGUCA